Messenger RNA from Camarhynchus parvulus, 1598 nucleotides. It is a transcript of the gene CCDC107, whose product is annotated as coiled-coil domain containing 107. Gene Ontology annotation, biological process: protein localization to cell surface; synaptic transmission, cholinergic. The transcript has 6 exons. Gene Ontology annotation, cellular component: neuron projection; intracellular membrane-bounded organelle; neuronal cell body. Lineage: Eukaryota; Metazoa; Chordata; Aves; Passeriformes; Thraupidae. Bases 30 to 962 code for a protein of 310 amino acids. The record is from RefSeq and is a predicted model, not a curated record.
CGCGGCCCGGCCGCGGGACGGCGGCGGCCAUGGCGCUGUCGGCCGUGCAGCAGGUGCUGGUCUCGGCCGUGCUGGUGCUCUGCGUCUUCGUCGUCAUGCCCAGGAUGUUCGGGGGAGGAGGCGGCGGGCGGCCCGGCCGGUCCCCGCGGGGCGGCAAGGCCGGCCCCGGCCAUUACGAUCCCCGUCAGCACGGCAGAGGAAGUCCUCAGACAGUUUAUCAAGUUCACCGGACUCCAGGAAAUUCUGACAGUAAUACUUACCAGAGUUUUCAACAAAUGAGAAAUGCAAUGGAAAAAGAGAUCAAAAGUGAGAGAACGAGAGGAAACGGCCGAGAGUUAGCAUUCACCCUCAUGCCGCUGUAUGCUCUUGGAGUGGGAGUGUUUGCAGCAUACAAACUUCUUAAGAUGAAGUCACAGGAAGAAAGUCACUCCAAAAAGGAAAAAAGUACAGAAGACAAAGCAAAAGAAACAGAGCAUCAGCUUUUAGAACUGGAGCAACAUCUAGCACAGACAGAGAAAAUGUUAAAUUCUUUAUUGACUCAGUUGGAUCCACUUUCAAACUGUGUCAAUGCUUUAGCUUGUGAGCAGAAAGAUGAAAUAAUGACACAGCUCCAAUCAAUUAGACGACUGAUGAAAGAAAGUGGAUUGGAUAAAUCGGAAAACAAGAUGAAAGAUCUUGGACACAUUUGUGAUGAGAAACUUGAAGAUCUCAUUCAGUCGUUUGCCGAACAUUCUCAAGAGAAAGAAAUGGACAACAGAGAAGAUGACUGUAACGGAGAUUUGCUUGAGGAUAUUGAUAAUGAUUACAAAAUAGAAGAGCAUGAAUUACAUAGUGAAUGUGAAAUACAUCAGUUGGAGCCAGAUGUUGUAGAAGAUGAAGAAAUUAUAAGCAAAGAUGCCAUUGAAUCAGAAGAGAUGGGACUGAGGAGACGCAAUAGAUGUGAAUGGAAUCUGCAUAUGUAAAACUUCCAAAAGCUUAUGAAUUCUUUUUAUAAUGUUGUAUGCACUUUAAACUGAAAUGAAUUAUGUGCACUGCUAUAUGCUUUAAAAAGAGGGGUGAAAUACUGCCUUUGCUCGUAUCUAUGACAGUUCUGUAACUGACUUCAGUGGCAGCAGAAUUUUACUCAGGAUGUUUACAUAUUUUUUCUAUUUAUUUUUUCCCUAUAAAAAUAUUUCUGUACUCUGUAUAUAAUGCACUGUAAUUAUAUCUGAUGCUUCACUAAAAUAUUAGAAUAUCUUCUAAUUGAGACUAUAAAAAAUAGAUGUUUCAUAAAUGUUUUGUAACUAGAAAGCAUUAUGCCACUUGAACAGUGACUUUCUUGAGUUCAUUAAAGAGCAUGCACUGAUGAAUUCAGCUCUUGGUGGAAAAAUUUUCUCUGGGAGUGUGAAAAGCAGUAUGCAUUAAGUCUUUGAUACUUAUUCAUAGUUAAGUUUCUUUAUUUGGAGAGAGAAAUUCAGCCAUGGACACAAAGUGAAAAUAAUGAUGUCUACAUUUGCAAUCUCCUGAGUAAUGAUGUUUAGUUUUGUAUGUCAACUUAAUACCAAAUGUAUUACACUGGAUCACUUAAUUUCUUCCCCACUUGUCACUUGUUAAACUCA